CAACACACAGAAAACCAAAUCGAUCACGUUCUAAUCGACGGGAAAUUCUUCUCCGACAUUAUCAACGUCCGCACGUACCACAGUGCGAACAUAGAUUCGGACCACUACCUAGUUGCAGUAUGCAUGCGCUCAAAACUCUCGACGGUGCAUAACACACGUCGAAGUCGAACGCCACGACCCAACAUUGAGCAACUACGGGACACCGGAGUUGCCCAGGACUACGCGCAGCAGCUGGAAGUUGCACUACCCACGGAAGAGCAGCUUGGUGCAGCUUCUCUUGAAGAUGGCUGGAGGGACAUCCGUUCAGCCAUAGGUAGUACUGCUGCAGCGGCACUAGGUACUGCAAUCCCGGACCGAAGAAAUGACUGGUUUGACGGCGAAUGCAAACUGUUAGUAGAGGAGAAGAAUGUAGCACGGGCGAGAAUGCUGCAACACCGCACGAGAUUGAAUGUGGAGCGAUACAGACAAGCGCGGAACAGACAAAACUCGGUUUUCCGAAGGAAGAAGCGUCAGCAGGAAGACCGAGAUCGCGAGGCGAUGGAAAAUCUGUACCGCGUAAACGACACACGGAAGUUCUACGAGAAGCUAAAUAGUUCGCGCAAAGGCUACGUGCCGCAAGCCGAUAUGUGCAAGGACUUGGACGGUAACCUUCUCACGAACGAGUGUGAGGUGAUUGAGAGGUGGAAGCAGUACUAUGACGAGCACCUCAACGGUGAAGCAGCAGAAAACGAAGGUGGCACGGCAACAGACCUUGGAACACGCGCAGAAGACGACAGGCUACCGGCCCCUGAUCUUCAAGAAGUUGAGGAGGAGAUCGGUCGGCUGAAGAACAACAAAGCAACUGGUGUAGAUCAACUACCAAGUGAGCUAUUGAAAUACGGUGGUGAAGCACUGGCUAGAGCGCUGCACUGGGUAAUUGCCAAGAUUUGGGAGGAGGAGAUAUUACCGGAGGAGUGGAUGGAAGGUGUCGUAUGCCCAAUCUACAACAAGGGCGACAAGUUGGAUUGCUGCAACUACCGCGCGAUCACACUGCUAAGCGCCGCCUACAAGUCCCUUUGAAUCUCGAAGGGGGUUACGGCAGGGUGAUGGACUUUCGUGUCUGCUGUUCAACAUCGCGUUAGAAGGUGUGAUCAGAAGAGCUGGGAUAGACACGAGUGGCACGAUAUUCAGGAAGUCCAUCCAGCUCCUUGGUUUCGCCGAUGAUAUUGACAUUAUGGCACGGAACUUUGAGAUGAUGGCGGAAACGUACAUCAGACUGAAGGCUGAAGCUAGACGGAUUGGACUUGCCAUC
Ochlerotatus camptorhynchus is the source of this 1291-nucleotide messenger RNA. RefSeq lists its product as uncharacterized. Bases 124 to 1059 code for a protein of 311 amino acids. The transcript is spliced from 2 exons. The record is from RefSeq and is a predicted model, not a curated record. Lineage: Eukaryota; Metazoa; Arthropoda; Insecta; Diptera; Culicidae.